Messenger RNA from Podarcis raffonei (Aeolian wall lizard), 351 nucleotides. Its product is annotated as protein SCAI-like. Gene Ontology annotation, biological process: DNA-templated transcription. Gene Ontology annotation, molecular function: transcription corepressor activity. The transcript is spliced from 4 exons. The record is from RefSeq and is a predicted model, not a curated record. Bases 1 to 351 code for a protein of 116 amino acids. Gene Ontology annotation, cellular component: nucleus. NCBI's taxonomy places the organism in Eukaryota, Metazoa, Chordata, Lepidosauria, Squamata, Lacertidae.
AUGAAGAGUGGCAAAAAGUUCAGUGGAAUGUCAGAAGUGCCAGGAGGACUGCUCCUUCGCACGUCUGAAACCAGCUACCUGAAUGAAGCCUUUUCCUUCUACUCUGCUAUUUGCCAGAGGUCUUACUACACCCAAGUCAACAAAGAAGACAGGCCUGAAUUGGUAGUUAAGAAGCUGCAUUAUUAUGCAAGAUUCAUUGUGGUUUGCCUUUUACUGAACAAAAUGGAUGUCAUCAAGGAUCUUGUAAAGGAAUUGUCAGAUGAGAUUGAAGACUACACCCACCACUUCAGCAUGCACGACCAAGUGGAGUGGAAUCUGGUUCUCCAAGAGGUGGCUGCAUUUGUCGAGUGA